Archocentrus centrarchus (flier cichlid) is the source of this 2202-nucleotide messenger RNA. RefSeq names its product shootin 1 (gene shtn1). Gene Ontology annotation, cellular component: axonal growth cone; cell leading edge; cytoplasm. The transcript is spliced from 16 exons. Gene Ontology annotation, biological process: positive regulation of neuron migration; neuron projection morphogenesis. Bases 20 to 1492 code for a protein of 490 amino acids. Lineage: Eukaryota; Metazoa; Chordata; Actinopteri; Cichliformes; Cichlidae. The record is from RefSeq and is a predicted model, not a curated record.
UUGGAUAAAGAUUUCUGCUAUGGCCGCAGAGGAGCUGGCCAAAAUGAGUCGUAUUACAAACCUGUCGAAUCAGGCCCUGCAUGAGUAUGAGGGUCUUCAAAGAAAGCAAGAGACAGCAGCCAUGGAGUGCAAGAGGCUGGAGGAGGAGCGUGAUGAGGCCGUGAAGAAGCUCAGUGAGUUCCAGCAAGUCUCUCAGAUGGUCAUUGAAGAGGUCAGUGCCAUUCAGGAGACCCUGGAGAUUGAGAGGAUGUGUAGAGAAAGUGCUGAAGCCCUGGCCUCCAAGUUGAACCAGCAGAACUUCUCUCUGAAGAGGAAGAGUAUGAUGCUGCUGUCCCACAUCAGCCCAGAGACCAUUGAAGAGAUCAACCUUAAUGAUGAAGCAGAAGAGAGUGAAGACCUAGAUGCAUCAAGCAACAUUUGCCUCUCUCCCCAGUGCCACACCACCAUCUCAGAGCUGCAAAGUAAGUUGGAAAUGACACUUAAGGAUAAAAAUCAAGCAAUCUCUGACCUUGAGGCAGUAAGAGAACAACUGAGGGAAACUAAGGAGGAACUGCUGAAGGAGAAACAUGAUAACACUGUUCUGAUUGCGGAGACACUGCGGCAAAAGAAGCUGCUGGGGAAAUAUCACAGAGUGUCUCAGUUAGCUGUAGGGGAAUAUGAAACGUUACAGGACUCCUUGAACCUGGAGCGAGACCUAAGGACAGAGGCAGAAAAUUUUGCCAGAGCCAUGGUGGUCAAGGAAAACAAUCUGAAGAGACAGAGUCAGAUCCUGAUGCAGAACUCAUCACCCAGUCAGACUCUCCAGGAUGCCCUCAGCGAGGUGACCAGACUGACAGAAGAAUUGGAGACACAAAGGCUGGAGCACCAAAACCAGAUAAAAAAGAUGGAGGACAUGGUAGCGAGCUGUGAAACUCAGAGGGAACUUAUGGCAUUGAGGCACACACUGGAGCUCUUGGAGGAGGAGAAGAAGGAGUACCGAAACAAAUGCUCCAAGGCUGAACUGGAGGCCAAGGACCUGCGGUUUACAGUUGAAGAGCUUCAGAAAAAGCUUCAGGCAGCUACCAACCCGCCCCCAGCUCCAGCACCCCCACCACCACCACCUCUGCCUCCUCCAGCCCUGGCUCCAGCCACAAACCCACUCAGCUCACUGUUGUCACUGAUUCGAAAGAGAAGAGAUAUCAGAACUGACAUCCCACUGGUGGAACAGGACUCUGCCAAGACACCAGAAGUGGAUGUCAGGCAGCAGGCAGUGGAGGAAAUGAUGCAAAGGAUUAAGAAAGGGGUUCAACUUCGACCUGUCAGCCAGUCAUCUAACAGGGCCAGGAGACAGAUGGAGAGGCUGCCCUCUAAUUCUGCCAUUCAGGAACUUAAAGGAAUCAUGGGGAAUUUUAAUAGAACCUUCCACCAACCAAAGGUAGUAUCUCCAACAACAACCCAUGACGACGAGCUGCAGAGGGUCCUGCUGAGACGACGGGAUGUGCUGGAGUCCUAACACAGUGGUCAGCAUCUUCUUCUGUGCAGUGUGAGAGGUAUCCCCAACUGAGCUCCGGCCUCGCUUGAGGAUUCACAUGUACAGAAUGGAUCUGGGUGACAGAAGAUUACUAUUCAGCAUCAUUAUCCAACCUUUUAUUCUAUUGUAUGAGUAUACAUUUAAAAUAACAUGGGACUGUGUUACUGACUCAGAAUACAGUCAAAUGGAUUCUUGGUGGAUUUCUCUGUCACAAUGGAAAUCAGAGGAGUUCCUGUGGAUAUGAAUCAAGCCAGAGGUUGCACAAGUGCUCAAGUGAGUUAGUUAUUUACACUAGGCAGUUUGAUUCCAGUAAAAUGAAAAACGUGUACCUCAUACCACCUUUCCAGAUUUCAUUCAGCCCCUUUAAUAAAAGCCCAAAUCAUUGUUUUGCAUUAUGACAAGUGGUGGAGCUGGUGUCAUAGCCUUGAACUUUUGCCAAAGCAAAGUAUGUCUCCAAAUUGUUCUGUCUAGACGUGUUUUAAACUUGUAGCCUCCCAGCAAGCAAUUACAGGCCUCUGUGAUAGAUUUUGUUUCCAAUUGUUCCCCUCACUCACUCAAAGCCAUUUUAUGUUGGGUGCUGCAUCCUGUUUUUCUGUAUCCACCCUGCAGUUCGCUCUACCUGCUGUCACUUAAGAAACUGACAUGCUUGUGGUCUCUUGACUUCUUUAAAAGAUGAUAAACAGAACUCCUAG